AAAAAAAAAGCUUUCAAAAACUACGCGUCCCUUCCCAACACCAAAACCCUAGCUCUCUCUCGUUCCUUCCUUUUUCUUUAUUUCUUUUCUCUCUCCGCGUCUCUUUUAGAUUUUGUUUGGAUGCUUUGAAUCCUUUUGAUUUUCUUUUCUUUUCUUGUCUUUCGUUUUGCUCAAGCUUUUAAAGGAUGGAAGAUAAAGAGGGGGCCGAUCCAGGGACUGAGUUUACAUCCGAUUCGAGCUGGAUACUUGCUGGAGAACCUGACUCAGUCUCCGACAGCGUUAAUUACUUUCUCGAUAGGGAAAGCAAUAUUCUGAGUGAGUUCGGGUGGAAUCUACAACCGGACCAUGCCGAAGAGAUUGAGAGGUUCGGUGAACUCGAUCGGACCGACACCAGGCCUGAUUUGGCGGGAAACUUUAGUGUCUCACAGAGCUGUGGUGAAGUUGCUGGUGGUGCUGGUGGUUCGGGUUCAGGGACGGGGUUGAAUCCGGGCGGGGCAGCUGACGUGUCGACAUCUAAUCCGUCUGUCUCGUCGAGCUCCAGCGAGGAUCCGCCGGAGAAAUCUACGGGCUCCGGCGGGAAACCGCCUGAGAUACCGAGUAAGGUCAGGAAGAAGGGGCAAAAGCGAAUUCGGCAGCCACGUUUUGCAUUUAUGACCAAGAGUGAAGUUGAUCAUCUUGAAGAUGGCUACCGAUGGCGGAAAUAUGGACAAAAAGCUGUUAAAAAUAGUCCAUUUCCAAGGAGCUACUAUCGGUGCACAAAUAGCAAAUGCACGGUGAAGAAGAGGGUAGAACGCUCCUCUGAAGAUCCCUCCAUUGUCAUCACUACAUAUGAAGGUCAACAUUGUCAUCAUAGCGUCGGAUUCCCCCGUGGUGGACUCAUCAGCCAUGAAGCUGCCUUUGCUGGUCGACUGACUCCGGCAGUCUCACAAUUUUAUUAUCCUGGGGUACCGUUACAUAGUGAACUUGCUCCAAGCAUGACACAAUCACACCAAGUACCCAGUGACGUAAGAGAAUCUCAUGCGGUGCCAGAACCCACCUCACAGCUUCCCACAGAUGAAGGAUUACUUGGGGAUAUUGUGCCUCCUGGAAUGCGUAACAGAUGAGAAAGAAAAUAUGGCAUAUAUGCGAUUGGUAUAUAUAAACUGAAAGUUAUCCUUCUCCUGAUGACCAGCUCCGGAUAUCAGAAGAACCAAUUCAAGGCAAAUUUUUCCAAGAUGGAAGUGAGUCCUUUACCUGAAAACACAGUUCCUUAAUAUCAUAAUAUUUAGUUACACAAAUCAGGUAUUGCUCACAUGAGUUCAUUCUCCCUUGGGAAGAUUUAUCUAACCUCAGCCCUUCAAUUCUAAUAUAUAUAUAUAUAUAUAUAUGCAUGUGAAUAUUGAAAUUCCUGUUUGAGCUGGAGAUCAUUACUGCAGUUCAUAGUAUUAAUUUCUUAGCCGAAAAAAAUUCAUAUUAGUAGUACUUGGUAUUUUUCUUAUAAUUAAGUAUAUAAGAAUAUUUAAAGAAAAUGUGAAAAGAACCGGAUCUUGGAUCUAUUCUGCUCUUUUUUUUUCUUUUUUUUUUAUGCUGUUGGGCGGUCACUCUUUGUAAAGCUCUUCAUGGUUCGUACGUGACUGUGAACUGCAGGAAUCGAUAAUAUCAAUAGCAAAAGAAAGGAGCUGUAAAUUGGUCCACUUGUUUUUAUGGCUCAGUUGCGUGGUUUUCAAUGUUGCUUCAGAGUUAGGCAGUCAGCCGACAUUGCUUUUUUAAACCCCCUCCCCCCUAGGCCCCUACUUUUUAACCUUUAUUGCUUUACUUGGCUCCUUUUUUUUUCACCAAAUUUUUUAAUCCUUUGUCUUUUAGGGUUACGUUAGUUGUGGGAGAUGAUGAGCUCCUUGUGUUUACCAUAACCCCAAAGUGCAAUUAACGAUUAAUUGUUGGCUUUAUUAAUUUCAAUGAUUCAUCUUGGAAUAUAACAGUACAGUGGUCAGCCACUAUAUUUAUCAUCUAAUCUAAGGUAUAUAUCCUCUUUGUCCGUCUAGCCACUUAACUCCAAUAGCUAAAGCAUUUUUCAUUUUCAUUCCUAUGAUUUCAUAUAAUAAUAUAAUAUAUCCAUUGUUAGAGAGGUUGCUCUUGCUUUACGAGUAUUCUUAUUAGUUGUAAAAAUCAUUUAACCACAGCCUUACAAAAUGUAUACUACUAUUUCUCAUUUAUUUAAAGCAGGCAUAAUUUACCUACUAUAUUAAAGUUUCUCAUUCUUUAGAAAUUUUCAAUUUUUUUGGAUAAUUAUGUUGAACAAUCUUCUCUAGUUUUUAAUACAAUACCUUUAUGCAAAUAAAUUAAUUGAUUCUGUUAAAGUGUUAACAUAUAUGCAUUACUCAUCACAACUGGAACUUAGAACUUCUAUACAAAUUUCAUCCUUCGUAUAAUUUUUUUUAAUAGGAAAGUUGUAGUUUUGGGAAGAGGAAAGAAGUUACUACUAUAAAAAUUCUAAACUUACUGAAUGUAAUUUUUUAAAGAUAAAUAUAUAAAUCAUUUGAAUUAAACUUGGAUUUCAUUCCAUAAUCACUUGAGUUAUAUUAUCAACAAUCCAUAUAAUUAUCAACAAUUAUGAUUGAUGAUCACACUUGAUAUCAAUAUCACAUACGUAUGCAUAUUCUAUGAAAAAGAAAAAUCAAGAUGAUGUUCAUGGAGGAUAAGAAGGUAAAGUAGAAAGUUGAUCGGUGAAAGGCCCUAACAUAUCAAGUACUUAUGUACCUUGUUCACAAAUAAUUGAGUUCCCUCUUAUCUUUUCUUAUUCUUUCU
Messenger RNA from Durio zibethinus, 2784 nucleotides. RefSeq names its product putative WRKY transcription factor 57. The record is from RefSeq and is a predicted model, not a curated record. Gene Ontology annotation, biological process: regulation of DNA-templated transcription. Gene Ontology annotation, molecular function: DNA-binding transcription factor activity; sequence-specific DNA binding. Lineage: Eukaryota; Viridiplantae; Streptophyta; Magnoliopsida; Malvales; Malvaceae.